AUGGCGAAUACCUUGGCGAAUGCCAUCAAGGCGGCCAUGAAGGACGAGUGGAAGCCUCAGCCAAAGGCCAAAGGCCACAAGAAGGCCUGCCGCCAGCACCGUGGUGGUCAGAGAGUCCGAGAAGAGGAACUCCGUUACCCCGAUUUGCCUCUCACGCCCUCUCCUCGCGCCUCCUCUGCCCCUCCCGCCAACUCUCCUCCUCCAUCCCCUCCCUCUGCGGAGGCCGCUGGCCCCGUCACUUCUUCCUCCCUGCCCGUGAACACCAACGACACUGCUGAGGGUAGCCCUGGUGUGGGAUCUGAUCUGCUUUCGAAAGAUUAG
Molecule: messenger RNA, 321 nt
Organism: Penicillium mononematosum
Lineage: Eukaryota; Fungi; Ascomycota; Eurotiomycetes; Eurotiales; Aspergillaceae
Exons: 4
Coding region: 1-321 (106 amino acids)
Source: RefSeq, a predicted model, not a curated record